AGAGAUGAACUAACCAAAGAAAAUUGACGUAUAGAAAUAGUAAACAGAAACCACAAAAUAUCUUCUCAGGGAACUGUGGAAUUCAAGAAAACUUGGUUCUAAAUAUAAGACCAUCCCAUGUAAAUUUUCGAUGUGAAAUCUCUACUUUUGUAUAUUCCUGACUUUGCAAGAUGCCGCCAAUCAAGUUAUCAAGUUCCGCAGUAGAUGUUAGUGACAAUGAAAUGUCUGGCAAUGAAUCUGAGCGGUCAAAUUCAAGCCGUGAAAAUGAUGGUGCCCACGAAUCCACUGAAGACGAACCAGAUUCAGAUGACAGUUCUGAAAUGGAUGAAAGUGAAUGCGAAAGUAGAAGAAACUCCUUAUUGCAGCAUGUUCAGGAUUUAGAAUCUCAAUUUGGACUUCUUCGUGAGCAACUCUAUAGAGAACGAAUGAGUCAGGUUGAACUUCAACUUGCUGAGGUAAAAACUGGAAAGUCCCCAGAAUACUUGGUAGCCUUAUCAGAACUGCAGGAGAAUAUGCGAGUUCGUACUGAAGUUGCUGGUAUUCUGAGACAAAUGAGAUUGGAAAAUAUUGCCAACCAAUAUGCAGCCGAAGAGCAGGCUGCUUUACAAAAUUUUGAAAGUGAAAAAUCAUUGGCUUGUGAUUAUUACUAUAGUGAACUGAUGGAUACUAUAAGGCGAUUGGAAGAAGACAGACAUAACAGUGAAAUCAGCUGGGGAGAAGGUGGAGAAUGGUGUUCAAGAUCUCGAUCGCGUUCUAGAAGAAAAGCUGUAACUGUGUCAGGACCUUAUAUUGUGUAUAUGUUGAAGCCCCAAGAUAUAAUAGAAGAUUGGACCAUUAUUCGAAAAACAUUAAAAAGAACAUCCUGACAAACAGAUUUCCCAGAAUUUUUUGAAACUCCACAAUGGCUGAAAAAGUGUUAGUUUAGGAACAUUGUUUAUUAUGUUAAGGUUGACUAGCUUUUAAGAAUUGACAAGUGAAAUUAUAUUUAUGAUGAAACUC
Leptinotarsa decemlineata (Colorado potato beetle) is the source of this 999-nucleotide messenger RNA. RefSeq names its product breast cancer metastasis-suppressor 1-like protein (gene Brms1). NCBI's taxonomy places the organism in Eukaryota, Metazoa, Arthropoda, Insecta, Coleoptera, Chrysomelidae. The record is from RefSeq and is a predicted model, not a curated record.